Ylistrum balloti is the source of this 3832-nucleotide messenger RNA. Its product is annotated as sphingomyelin phosphodiesterase 4-like. Gene Ontology annotation, biological process: sphingomyelin catabolic process; ceramide biosynthetic process; glycerophospholipid catabolic process. The record is from RefSeq and is a predicted model, not a curated record. The transcript has 18 exons. Lineage: Eukaryota; Metazoa; Mollusca; Bivalvia; Pectinida; Pectinidae. Gene Ontology annotation, molecular function: sphingomyelin phosphodiesterase D activity.
AUGGCGAGCACCACUGCGGCCGGUACAAGCAUAUCAAUACGUUUGAAAAACCUUGCAAUUAAAUCAAUUGCCCAAAGAUGUGUAGAAGUAGACUCAAUCAUCCAGUCAUCAGGAGGGAAGGAGCUGAGAAAUGCUCUCCCAGACCUGUUAGAGCACAUCUUUGGCCUGGAUUUGGAGCCUGGAUGGGGACUGGACAUGCUCUGUCGUUCUACUAACACACAUGACUUUGAUGCUGUUAGGAAACUUUUAGGUCCUGAGGGUCCACUUUUUACACUGAUUAGUAGUCUACAAGGAGACCAGUACAUCAGCUAUGAAUUUCCAACAAGAUAUUUACCUACCCCUACUAGAAACAUCAUUGAGGAAGGAGGGAUUCCACUAUUUUAUGCCAAUAAGUUACAGUAUCAGAAUUAUGGGCGACCAACGGUGGUGCUAAAUAUCCUUUUUGGAAUAUAAACUUAUGCAUUUGAGUGUUACAUGUUCCACUUUGUGUAUUGCCUGGUAAGUCCAGCUUGGCAGAAAAGGAACCCGAGUUGGAACACGCUGACAGACUGUUUAUAUCCUUGUCUCCUAGACGAUUAUCUUAACUACUUCUUGCCACUACACAAAGACAGUCUGCCAGCGAUCCCCCAUAAUGUCUCUCCCAUGCGAAGUCCAAUGGCACACUCAAUCAUAGGAAGUAAAUCACCAAACAAUGUGACGCCACCCAAGACUAGGUCUAGGUUAGGUCUACUGAAGUCAAGCUUUACAACCAUGCCGAAACAACAUUCCCAGGGAUCACCUGUUUUUGGUCAGAGUGAGGCUGAAACAUGGCGUUCGGAAACAUUGCUCCAGAUUUUAGCUGAGUUUUGGCUGAAUCAGAACCCAGUGGAGGUAGAGAGACAGCUACUAACAGGCAAUGCUAUGACAAUGUCUGCCCAUGCCCGACGGGCUCGAGGACCGUUUGACUAUUUGUAUGAACACUUCAUGCCAAGCAAGAACCACACACGCCUAGUGCGCAUGCUCAUCAAACAUGUCCAUAACUUUGUCAAUACAGUGCCCCAGGAUGUUUUGACAUCAUCGUACCAGACCCAUCUGGUGUCGCCCCUUGAUGAAUUUAAAAAAAGUCUACUCCCACACAUCAUCCAGAAAAAACUCUAUGCCUUCCUGAGACAUGGAUUUGACCGCUGGCCACUGGAUUCAUCUUUCAGACUGAUGUUGGAAACCUGGCUGACAUACAUUCAGCCAUGGCGUUACAUUCCCAACACCAACAACAACCGUACCAAGAUCCGCCGAGACAGUGAUCCCGAAACCAAAGCUGUGGAUGAAGGCCGCUGGCACCCCUUUAUAGAGGAUAACUUGCUGUUUUACACUGUGUUGUUCCAAGAGUUCCUGUGUCGUGUGUUUCGUAUGGACCUCACUGCUCCUAUUAAUGGUCUAAUGCUGUACAGAGUAGCAAAGGUAUUCAGCCUCCAAAACUUGUCAGCCAUAAUACAAACAGCUGAGCGUGAUCUGUGUACCUCCCUGUACCGAUCGUUACGACUGUCUCCGUCCCAUGAUCUAGGAGGUAGCUAUCUGUCCCAAGAGACCAACCUCAGUCUGCACACACAGAUCUCGGAGCUUGAGAGAUCUGGUUUCCAGUAUUCUCCAAUGUUUGGACCAGCCGCUGACCCCACAAUGCAAGCUGUGACCGAUGUGAUGAAACAGAUAUGUCAGGCUAAGACAAGAAUCACCACUGUGGAGUCUUCACGGACAAAACAAUCCAAGUCUGGUCUGUCUUCACUUUUUGAUAUGUCAAGCUGGUUUGAGGACCAAAACAAGAGCUUUGGAGACCUUAGUGUUGCUGAGGUGAAGAAGCUUCAUGGUUACCUUGAGAUGAGUGUCAGAGGAUUAUGUUCAUUAUUUGAAAUCCCACCUAUCGAGUACCAGACGUAUGGUGUUUGUUCCACUCUGCAUAACCAAACCUCAGCUUUGGGACAAACAUCAUUUCUGGGCAGUCUGUCUGAGCCAGGGACCCCAGACUGUGAGGAGACAGAGAGUGGAGUCCGACUUACACCACUUGGUCGAUAUCAGAUGAUGAAUCGGAUGAAAAAGUUUGAUAUUGGUUAUCAAGGAGACCCAGCCUUACAGCCGAUUAGAAGUUUUGAGAAUGCCUUACUUGUACGAUUACUCCAUCAGUUCUGUUUGUUUAUUAACACACAUUUCCAUUCGGAGAUUGUGAACUUAUACUACAGAGAAGGGUUCCUAGGUAAGAUGUGUCAGGUGUAUCUGUCCCCACCCCUCACACCAGACAAAAAACUCAAUUCUCCAAUUUCAAAAAAUCUACAAGAAGAACUUGAAACACCAAGACUUAGUUUACGCUUUUUGGCAAAUUAUCGUAACUUGGUGUAUCUAGGAAUUGUGUAUAUGUUUUUAAGAUUUCUGUUCGGACUAAGUCCGAUGGGAUACUUCUUCUUUCUGUUGUUCUGUGGACUUGUGAUUGGGUUCCUUCGAGCGUUAGCACAACCCAGGCAAAUGGCACACACAGAAAGUGAUACGUGAAGAGGUAUUCCUUGUAGUAUAGCUAAGUUGUAAAACAAGUCACAUGCUGGACGCAUUAUAUGAGUGGAAAAUUACGAUAGACUACAGCCAUGCCUGUCCUGGAACCAUGAUGUUAACACUUCUGGAAAAUGUUGACAAUUAUAAAGACUACAACAGCUUAUGUUUUCCCAUCUUUAGUUACAAGGCAGGUCAGAAUCACAUACCUGUGAAGGUUAGGAUUGCGGAUGAUCACAGAGAUCUCACAGAAGAUGGUGCAGGGAUCGAGUGUUCAUUUUCAUUUCAUAUAGCAUAACAUAUAUGCAUAUAUAUAUAUAUGUAUAAAUAUAUGAGGAAUUAACACACAAAAAAGAGAAAGAGAAAAUUAAUUUAGACCAAUUACCACAGUGUAUAUAUUACAAAAUCAUCAUUUGCAAAUAUUGCAAUAUUUCAAUAUUUUAUUUUCAGGAAAGCAAAGAUGUAAAACAUCUGUCUUGUAUUGAAACAUUGUUUAAUUGAUUUCUGUUGACAAUAAGGAAUUUUUGUGUUUUCAAAGAGAGAGAGAGUUCCAACAACUUAUAACUUACAUUGUCUUUUUAGCUGACCAUCAUUAGAUAAAACAUUAUUUUCUCAAUUUCUUUAGAGAAUAUUUUGAGGUUUGAAUAGGUGGUAAAGCUAUGCAAAUCACCCUACAGCCAUGAUCUGUCAUUCUUUUGUAAACGUGUUUUGUUAUUGUUAUUUUGAGAUUAUCAGAAAAAUAAAAUGGCCGACAAGCUACCAUCUCUGAUUUGGCAGACAAAAGAUUAUAAUUACUAUUUCUUUUUUUUAAUUUCAUUUGAUUAAAAGCAAAAAUAGAAGAAAGAAAAGAAAGGAAAGGAUCCAACUUUUAUAGAACAAUUAAAGAUCAAACAACAAUGGGCACCAAGAUCCCUCAAGGAUCUUUGUAACAAAAAUAAAACAAAAUACUCACAUACAUAACAAGGUGACCAGAAAUUCAGCAUAUUGUGUUGUCGAUAUUUAUUUUUAUAAGCAAGAUAUAGACUGACCUAAUGUAAUAUGAAACCAGACCGGUAUUGUGUGAAAGUGGCCUUAAUACAUAUUACAAUUGCAUAAUUAUGUAUAUUCAUAGCUGUUAAAGUACCUGUAAAAGUAGAGGCUUGAUGCGAGAGUAAGUGAUCAAGUGGUGCUGUAUACAGUUAACUGUUUGGGAGCCUUGCAGUUAAAUUAUAUUUACAUGUAACUUACAGAUGAUUGGUGAGAAAUGCUUAAUGAUAUUACACUACAAGUUUAGCAAUAUCUUGCUGUUAACUAGCAUAUCUUGUACACAAUUCAAAUUAAA